This is a messenger RNA of Astyanax mexicanus (Mexican tetra), 8434 nucleotides long. RefSeq names its product Rap guanine nucleotide exchange factor 2a (gene rapgef2a). The record is from RefSeq and is a predicted model, not a curated record. Gene Ontology annotation, molecular function: guanyl-nucleotide exchange factor activity; protein binding. NCBI's taxonomy places the organism in Eukaryota, Metazoa, Chordata, Actinopteri, Characiformes, Acestrorhamphidae. Gene Ontology annotation, biological process: Ras protein signal transduction; positive regulation of ERK1 and ERK2 cascade; positive regulation of GTPase activity. Gene Ontology annotation, cellular component: endocytic vesicle; apical plasma membrane; plasma membrane. The coding region runs from base 721 to 5241 and encodes 1506 amino acids. The transcript is spliced from 30 exons.
UGAAUCAGGCCGCUGACUGGCUCCAGUCUCGCCCAGCGGUGUUACAGAGCGGGCGGUUAUCCACCGGUCCGGCCCGCGGUCAGCGCCUGUCCACUGCGCGGCUCUUUAGACGCUUUAAGAGGGAACUGUUGGCGGGUUUGGGUCUUUUAGACACGGGCAGAACCUGACUGACCGACCGGCCUCACAGAAGCGUGUUUACUGCCUCAGCGGCGCGGAUUCCCCCGCGGAUCCGGGGCUAGCGGUGGGGUAUCGGUGCGGUUUUUGGCUGUUGGGCGAGUCUGGCGACAAAACAAUGCGGGAAAACGGGACCUGGGCUUUACCGGCGAACCAGCAGAAGAAACCGUAGCAACAGAAGAAGCGUUAGAAGCUCCAGCUCCUGUUAAUUUGGAUGUGGACGUUCGGAAAACGUUCAGAAACCGUUACAAGUGCGGAGGAGUAGCCCGGUGUGCUGCGCUGCUGGAUGCGGGGACGCCCCCUCUGCCUUCAGGCAGGGAGUUCAAAUUGAGCCCGAGGCUCCCAACGCGGCCUAGCUUCUCUCACUCAAACAUUCAGUUACAUAUAAACAGUUUUUUGCUGUUUUUGAGGAACUGCGGGAGUUUUUCUGGCUCCACUUAUUUACAGAGCAAGUCGAGAGCUUUAGCUACUGUGGAAGAAAUGCUCUGAGAGUGGAAAUCGGUUUAAUAGACUUUUUCUCGGAUUUCUUUUUGGCAAACCUACAGAAUGGCGUCUUAUGUGGACAACAGCUUUCGGCAGGCGAUAAUGAGGAGCCCGGCGGAGAGGACGCAACAGGACCUACAGAUUGUGUACUCCUAUCUGCACGGGAUGGAAGCACUGUCCAACCUGAGAGAACACCAGCUCAGGUUGAUGUGUGAAACAGUUCGCUAUGAGCAGCACGAGGCCAAUGAGGUUUUAUACUAUCCGGAUGACAUCGGGACCUGCUGGUACAUCCUGCUCUCUGGAUCGGUCUUCAUUAAGGAGUCCAUGUUUCUUCCACGCAGCAGUUUUGGGAAGCGCUCCGCGGGCAGUCUUCGCCGAGGGUGCGAGUGCAUUGUUCUGGAAGCCUCAGAAAUGAUAGUGGUGGACUACGUGGAGGAAAGUGAGGAGUAUUUCCAGAGGCAGGCGUCUCACCGACAGUCCAGAAGAAAGUUCAGGAAAAUAAACCAGCGCGGCGAGAGACAGACAAUCAUCGACACAGUCGAGCACUAUCCGGCCAGCAAGCCUCCUCUGCCGCCUGGAUACCACACAGAAUGCUCGAAAUCCCAGCUUCCUGCAGAUUUCUCCAAGCUCCACCUCUCCGACAGUCUCCACCUCCAUAUGUCCUCCAGCCAAUCAAGAUCCAGCAUCGCCAGUGACUCUGGAAGCAGUAGCCUAUCGGAUAUUUACCAGGCUACAGAGAGCGAGUGUGGAGAUGUGGACCUCAGUGGGCUUCCUGAAACAGCAGUGGACUCAGAUGACGAAGAGGACGACGAAGACGUGGGGAGGUCCUCGGACCCCCUCAUGAGUCGGGACAUAGUGAGAGACUGUCUGGAGAAGGACCCAAUGGAUCGAACAGACGAUGAUAUCGAGCAGUUGCUGGAGUUCGUGCAGCAGCUCCCGGCGUUUGCGAGUCUCAGUGUGUCCGUGAGGCGAGAGCUCUGUGCCGUCAUGGUGUUUGCCGUGGUGGAGCGGGCAGGGACCAUCGUUCUCAACCACGGAGAAGAGCUGGACUCCUGGUCCGUAAUCCUGAAUGGGGCGGUGGAGGUGAUGUACCCUGACGGACAGUGCGAGACUGUGGGGAUGGGCGGCAGCUUCGGCGUCUCUCCCUCCAUGGAGAAGGAGCUGAUGGUUGGCGUCAUGAGGACCAAAGUGGACGACUGUCAGUUUGUGUGUAUAGCACAGCAGGACUACUGCUGCAUUCUGAAUCAGGUGGAGCAGAACACACAGCGAGUAGAGGAGGAGGGCGAGAUCGUCAUGGUGAAGGAGCAUCGAGAACUCGACCGUACGGGAACCCGCAAGGGCCACAUCGUCGUCAAGGGAACAACCGAGCGAUUGAUCCAGCAUUUAGUGGAGGAUCACUCGGUGGUGGAUCCCACGUACAUCGAGGACUUCCUGUUAACCUACCGCACCUUCGUAUCCAGUCCUCUCAUCGUGGGCCAAAGACUACUGGACUGGUUUAAUGACCCCGGUUUACGAGAUAAGGUGACGCGGGUUGUGUUGCUGUGGGUCAACAAUCACUUCAGCGACUUUGAAGGACAUCCUGACAUGACCAACUUCCUGGAGGAGUUCCAGAACUAUUUGGAAAGAGAUAAGAUGACCGGUCAGCUGCGGCUGCUGAACAUCGCGUGUGCCGCCAAAGCCAAGCCUCGAGUAGUCUCCAUCACGAGGGGCUCUCGGGAGAUGCCCCUCCCCUUCACUCUGAUUGGUGGAGCGGAACGGGGAACACGCCUCUUCAUUAGCAGUGUGGAAAUGGGCAGCAAGGCAGAAGAGGCGGGGCUUAAGCGUGGAGACCAGAUACUGGAAGUGAAUGGACAGACGUUUGAGAACGUUCAGCUGUCUAAAGCCACCGAGAUCCUCAAGAAUAACCUGCAUCUUUCCAUGACUGUCAAAACCAACCUGCUGGUCUUUAAGGAGCUUGUGGCUCGAGUAGCGGAGGAGCGUAAGAACGGCGUUCCGCAUCUUCCGAAGAUCGGCGAUGGGAAGAAAAGCUCCCGUUACUCCGUGCCGGAUCUCGGGGUCGCAGGCCAGGAAAUGGUCAGCAAAAAGACCAAAGCGCACACUGUGGGCGGCCGCAACAAACUGAUGAAUAUCCUGGUCAAGACGCGCAUCAGCAUCCUACCUCAGAAACCAUGCAGUGACCUCGGGUUGGGGCAGUCGCAGGACGACAGUAUUGUGGGACUGAGGCAGGCGAAGCCGCCUCCACCCGCCGUACCCAUCAGUGGAAACCUAUCAUCCAGCAACCCCGACCUGGCACAAGGCCAACAGCGCAUCAUCGACUACAGCACGCAACCACCCGCACCUGGAUUCACUCAGCUGCAAGAUCAGGUGCUGCGAGUUUUCAAGGCCGACCAGCAGAGCCGCUACCUGCUGAUCAACAGGGACACCACGGCCCGAGAGGUGGCUAAUCUGGCCAUCAAAGAGUUUGGUCUCGGCGGGGGUCCGGAAGCUUAUUCGCUGUGCGAGGUGUCCGUCACGCCGGAGGGCGUCAUCAAACAGAGGCGACUCCCGGAUCAGCUCUCCAAACUGGCCGACAGGAUUCAGCUCUGCGCCAGGUACUACCUUAAGAGCAACAUGGAGACGGAAACGUUGUGUUCGGACGUCGAGGCUCAGGAGCUGCAGCGGGAGUCUCAGGUGUGCCUGCUGUCUCUGAGCUGCACGGAGAUAGCCAAUCAGCUCUCAGCACGCAACUACCUGCUGUUCGCCAGCGUUGAGCCCACCGACUACAUCACGGACCUCUUUAAGCUCCGCCCACACGAGCGGCCGGCCAACCUCCGCAACUUCGAGGACCUCAUCAACCAGGAGACCUUCUGGGUCGCCACGGAGAUUGUGCGGGAAGCCAAUCAGGUGAAGAGGAUGAAGAUCAUCAAGCACUUCAUCAAGGUGGCUCUUCACUGCAGGGACUGCAAGAACUUCAACUCCAUGUUCGCUAUCAUCAGCGGGCUGAAUCUAGCCCCCGUCUCUCGGCUACGCGCUACUUGGGAGCGGUUGCCGGGUAAAUACGAGAAGCUGCUGUCGGAGCUGCAGGAGGUGUUCGAUCCGUCGAGGAACAUGGCCAAAUAUCGCAACCUGCUGAACAAGCACAACCUCCAGCCUCCCAUCAUCCCUCUCUUCCCCGUCAUCAAGAAAGACCUCACCUUCCUCCACGAGGGCAACGAUUCUAAAGUGGACGGUCUGGUGAACUUUGAGAAAUUGAGGAUGAUCGCGCGAGAGAUCAGGCACGUGGUCAGAAUGGCUUCCGUCAACAUGGACCCGACGAUGCUGUUUAAAACCAGGAAGAAAAAGUGGAGGAGUCUUGGGUCUCUGAGUCAGGUGAGCAGCUCCUCCCUCUCGGAGGUGGGGACGAUGGGGCCGAGGAGGCGGGGCCGGCGGAGUUCCUUCCUCAGCGCCAAGAAGCUGUACGAGGCGGAGCUGAUGAGCAGGCGCGUUCGCCAGUACGUGGAGACGCUCGCGUACGAGAGCAACGAAGACACCUUGCACAACCUCUCGCUGCAGUGGGAGCCCGCCAACAACACGGUUUGUAAGACCACUGCAGAAAAGCGCAGAGUUGAAGCUUCUCCAGCCACGCAGAGAAGCCCCACCCCCAACCACCCGGCAAACAAGAAACCACCCGGCAAAGAAUUGCCUCCAUUUGGUGCUCGAUCCCCUGGAUCAUUAAAGAAGAUCCUCUCGCUCUCGGAAGAGGCGCAAGAGAGGCAAAGAAGGCAGCCAGACGACAACCAAUCAAACGCCUCCUCUUUACUCUCGUCGCCGCCCACUUCACCCAACGUCACGCCUAGAAAAGGGCCGUACUUGGCUGUAAAUGAAGCUCCAGAUCAGCUGAGCCUUCUGAGCUCCUCCUCCUCCGACAUCAUGGCGGACGACCACACACACUCUCACACGCACGUCCUCUCUCACGCGCACACACACUCGCACGCUCACAAAACACACCGGACGGAGCCGGACCAAAUCAGCCUCGGGUCCUACUCGCUGAACCAGGACCAGUGUGACCGAGCCUCAUUGGACGCGGCCGACAGUGGGCGGGGCAGCUGGACUUCCUGCUCCAGCGGUUCCCACGACAACAUCCAGAGCAUUCCGCAGCGCAUAGGCUACUACGACAGCCGCAGCUGGGAGACGCUGUCGGAGGUGCCAUCGAUGGGGCGGAGUCACUCGGCCACGCCCAUCGCAUCACAGUACUGGGGCGACGAUUCUGAGGGCGACACAGGAACGAUAAAGCGCAGAGGGGGGAAGGAAGAGGUUCCAAACGUUCCGAAAUGCCCGGCGGUGGGAAGUCGCAGAGAGCGGCGUUUCCGGGAGCCACCGCCCACCCCGCCCGGCUACACCGCGCUGUCCGUCACCGAGGCGGAGGAGCUGAACCAGAGUUACGCCCACGGGAGACGCCCCCCCGACUACAACUCCGCCCUGCAGAGAUCCCGCCUCAUAAAGAGGUCAUGUGACUUAGAACCUCCUCCACAACCACGCCUACCCAGCCGCCUCCACGGAUACACCCACUGUCCUACGCCACGGCGACCGCCGUGCGAUGAAAGUGAGCAGGUAUCUGCUGUAUGAAGACGGCCGGUCUCGGUCGCUACCCUGAAGCUGUUCAUCACUCUGUUAAAAAAAACAACAAUAAAAGAAAAAUAAAACUCACUGGAAUUAACCCGAGGCCAGUCUGCAGCUGAUCCUGACCACACCCCCCAAACUCUUCACUCUUAACUCCUCCCCUUCACUGAUCUGCUUCUGAUUGGCGCCUGCAGCUGUCAGUCAAAUCUGACUGACCAGCACGAUGACAUUGUGUGAGGAGGGCACGGAGAGACGAGAUGUUUUGGCACUUUUGACAGACAGGAAAUUAACAAAAAAGCGAGGGAUGAUGAAGGAGUAGAGAAUGAUGGAGAACUUGAAGAAAAAAAAGUGAUUGUGGAUCUUUUUUUUUUCUUGAUUUUUUUUUAAAGGCAGUUUUAAGCAGUUUUAUCAUGGAAACAGUGUUAUAUUUUCAUUGUUGUCUGAAGUCGACUGUGUGUGUGUGUGUGUGUGUGUGUGUGUGUGUGUGUGGCCCCAUUCACACCUGGUUAAUCACAGGGAGGGUCUCAGCUCUGAAAAAAAUGAAGAGAUCACUUCAGUUUCUGAAUCAGUUUCUCUCAUUUUGCUAUUUAUAGGUUUAUAUUUGAGUAAAAUAAAAUUUGUUGUUUUAUUCUAUAAACUACGAACAACAUUUCUUCCAAAUUCCAAAUAGAAAUAUUGUCGUUUAGAGCUUUUAUUUGCAGAAAACGAUAAAAAACUGAAAUAACAACAAAAAAAAAAAGAGUUUAGAAAUCAAUAUUUGGUGGAAUAACCCUGCUGGUUUUUAAUUAUAGUUUUCAUGCAGAUUGGCAUCAUAUUCUCCUCCUCCACCAGUCUUACACACUGCUUUUGGAUAACUUUAAGCCUUGGUUUGAUGAUCCGCUUGUGAUCAUCCAUCUUCCUCUUGAUUAUAUUCCAGAGGUUUUCAAUUUGGUAAAAUCAAAGUGGUCUCUUAUUUUUUUACACUUUUAUAUCGUCGCUAUCCAAUAGCUAUCCAAUCGUAAACUAAAAAUUGUCCAUUUUUAGUUUACGACAUAAUUUGACCAGACAAAUUCCCGAACACUGUAUCAAUUUUUUUUUGUGAACGAACCAAUAGGAAAAAAAUCAAAAUGACCUGAAAAAUUUCAUUGAAAGUUUAAGUUGCUGUUUUUAUGUAGAAGCUUGUUUUUCAUUGGACAGCGUUGACAGGUGGUAAUGAAAUAGGAAAUAAGUAAAUAAAUAAAUCACGUGAAUUAAUUUUUUAAUCAUUUUUGUCACAAAGAAGAAAGAGUGUAAAUAGGCAUGAGGAUGGGUGAAAAUGUAUAACAGCAGUAAGUAAGAGAAGUGCAUAUUAUAUAAUAGAUUUUAUAUAAUAUAAAACAAUAGGGGUGCUGCUGCCGUACCAAAGCAAAACAAAAAUAGAUUUUAAAAAGUUAAAGAAACCAAAGAAGUGGGAGUGGCCAAAUAACGUACCCUCUCUCUAUCAUACAUUCUCUGUGAUGAGUUCAGCUGUAAAAGAUGAAACCGAAACUUCACGUGAAGCUCUGCUCUUUAGCUCUUUAGAGAGCAUCAGUUUAGAAAAAUGAACUGUUCAGGUAAACCUUGGAUAUAGAUCAUAUUAAAAAGGAUUUGCACCACUUUAGAAGUGGGCGUGGCCAUAUACAGCUCUGGAAAAUAUUGCAACGAAACUGAGAUAUGUUUCACUGAAUUAGUUUCUCUCUUUAUAUUUUUAAGUUUUAAAAGUACAAAAAAAUCUAAAUUUGUUGGAAUAACGCUGGUUUUUAAUUACAGUUUUUUCAUGCAUCUUGGCAUCAUGUUCUCCUCCACCAGUCUUACACACUGUUUUUGGAUAACUUUAUGCCUUGACUCCUGGUGCAAAAAAUUCAAGAAGUUCAUUGAUUAUUAUAUUCCAGAGGUUUUUAAUUUGGUAAAAUCAAGGAAAACAUCAUUUUUAAAUGGUUUCUUAUUUUUUUUUCCACCAGAGCUGUACUUUGGUUACAGAUGUGUUAUCUGUCUGGCAGUGUGAACAGCAAAAACAGACUGAAUUUUGCUUUAUCUAAACGAAAUUUUUUGUAUCAUUUCAUGGCAUCGUCCGUAAUAGGACAACAGAAACCAAAACUAAAGCUUCAGGUGAAGCGCUGCUUUUUAGGAUAAUAGACCAGAUUGAAAACGGUUUCAGUGUGAACGGCCUGAAAUGAACCUCAGAUUUCAGCCACUUUAUCCUCCUGCUGUGUGAAUGUAGCGCUUAUUAGCGCUGCUCAGCUAACCCACUUGGACGGUGGACGGCGUGGUGUUUCCAGGUGUGAACGGGGCCUUGUGGGUUUGAUGCAUGUAAAAAAAAAUAAUAAUACUUGAAUCAGAUUUUAUGUGUGUGUGUAAAUGUGUGUGUUGAGAGUGUGUAUUACUGCUCUUCAGACGUGUUUAAUUUUUUAAAUAAAUAAAUAAAAAGAGCUGCCUGUACUAGACCUCAAAAAAACGACAUAAUUCAGUGUUAAUAUCAGUAUUCAGUCGACGAUCAUGAUGUUUUUGAGAUGAUUUUAGUUUUGUCUGUUAUUUGUUGUCUGCUGUUGUUUUUUUUGUUAAUAUUCGCACCCUGUUUCCAAUAUUUCAGGCGCAGCCACCAGCAUUUGUUUUAUUUGUUUUAAUUUUUUUAAUUUUUUUUAAUGUUAUUUUAAUUUUAAAUAAUGGUGUACAUUAUUAUUGUUAUUAUUAUUUUAUUACUGAAUCAUUUCUGUUUCAUUCCUCUCUCUUUGCCAAUCACGUGGUAUCGGCUGUGGCACAACCUGCAACUUGUUGCACAAAUGAAAGAAAACGGAUGUAAAAAUGAGAGUUUCUAACGUUUGCGGCAUUAUAAUAGCGAUUCUUAUUUUACGUAGCUAAACUUUUACCCUUCAUCGUUUCGUACGCAGGCUUUUGAUUCACGCGAUACGAAACGUUUAUGAAAUAUAUAAAAAGAAAUGUAUGAAGUGUAUGAUAUGUUAGGACGUGUCCCAAACCCCUCUGUUCGUACCCCGUGUAUGUUUCUAUGUCUUUUAAAAAGACACCUGGCGAAGUCUGUAUCACGCAUUUUUGUAUUUUUGAAUACGUGUACAUAUGGGUUCUAUUUUGUUUAAGAUUUCAGAAAGAGAGAGAGAGAGAGAAAUAUAUACUGUUUGAAAGUAACAUUCAGCUGCUGUGAGUUUGAAUGACUGACCAAGAAUAAAUACUGUAGCAACGGAACGAA